This is a messenger RNA of Glarea lozoyensis ATCC 20868, 2343 nucleotides long. RefSeq names its product FabD/lysophospholipase-like protein. Gene Ontology annotation, molecular function: A2-type glycerophospholipase activity. Gene Ontology annotation, biological process: glycerophospholipid catabolic process. The record is from RefSeq and is a predicted model, not a curated record. NCBI's taxonomy places the organism in Eukaryota, Fungi, Ascomycota, Leotiomycetes, Helotiales, Helotiaceae. Bases 1 to 2343 code for a protein of 780 amino acids. The transcript has a single exon. Gene Ontology annotation, cellular component: cytosol.
AUGUCCAAGAUCAACUCGACCCUUAUCGGAGCGACCUCCCUGAUCAUUGGAGGUGGCCUUUUUUACAUCCUCUUUAUCAACGAUUAUGUCCAACCACUUCCUGCAACUAGGCUGCGCAGUGAGAUUAGAGCAGAUCGCUUGAAAGCAGAGGCUCAAAAGAAGAAGGACGAAAAACUCGCUGCGGGCAAUGCUCAGCAGUUAUCCGCACUGCCGUUUCAGCAAGAUGGAGACCCGUCAAUUAACUCGUCCGAAGAUACUGCAUGGGGGUCAUUUACUGCAAAUUUUGCCCUCUUUUCAUCUCUUACCAAUCAGUGGAAUGCUGUAGCCGGAAAAUUGGUAGACGCUGUCUUGCCUGAGUGGGCAAAGCUACUCCCGGAAAACAUUAGCAAGCUUCAGCGUGAGCUUUCCAUGGCUCCUGGCUCGUUGGCGGACGACAUCUGGAAAGAAGCACAUGAUCCGUAUAUCAAUCCUGAGAUUGAAUACUCAGCUUCUGUCAGAGUAUCGUCAGAGCUUUGUGACGAGGAGAAGGACUUUUUACAGAAAAGGAAAAAGGUCACAACAAUGGCGCUCGCUAGAUAUCUUGGGAUUCCAACAGAAGAAGUACAUCCUGAUGAUGUGCCUACAAUCGCUAUGGUGGGAUCGGGCGGAGGUUUGAGAGCACUUGUUGCUGGCACCGGGUCACUCCUGGCGUCUGCUGAGGAUGGCCUAUUUGACUGCGUCACCUAUACUGCCGGUGUAUCAGGGAGCUGCUGGCUUCAAUCACUGUUUCAUUCAUCCAUUGGUGGUCGACGACUUGAUAAGAUGGUGGAUCAUUUGAAGGCACGGAUAGGUGUACACAUCGCCUACCCACCUGCUGCGCUUGGUUCUCUUAACCAGGCUCCGACGAAUAAAUUCCUACUGAGCGGUUUUGUCGAAAAACUGAAAGGUGACCCAAACGCUGAAUUCGGCCUGGUUGAUAUAUAUGGUCUUCUUCUAGCAGCAAGACUACUGGUCCCUAAAGGCGAAAUAGGCGUUGAUGACAAGGACCUCAAGAUAUCCAAUCAACGUGAUUUCAUCAAGCACGGGGAACAUCCAAUGCCAAUUUAUACUGCCAUCCGCCACGAAAUACCAAUAGACGAAGAAUCUUCAGAACUGGAAAAGGUGACCCAAACGCCCUCUGAAGAGACCAAAGAGAGGGCUAGGCGGGAGGCGUAUUUCCAAUGGAUGGAAAUAACACCUUAUGAAUUCUUUUGCGAGGAAUUCAACGCUGGUAUUCCCACAUGGUCACUUGGCCGGAAAUUCGAUGGUGGAAAGGACGUUCCAGCGGAUGAGACUGGGGCAUACUUACCGGAAAUUCGGUUGCCCUUGUUGCUUGGAAUCUUUGGAAGCGCUUUUUGCGCCACUCUUUCCCAUUACUACAGGGAAAUCAAACCUUUGGUUAAAGGCAUGACUGGAUUUGGAGGAAUCGACGAGAUGAUCGAGGGCAGAAAUGAUGACUUGAGCAAAGUUCACCCGAUCGACCCCGCAACAAUUCCUAAUUUUGUAUACGGCAUGGAAGGCCAUUUGCCAGAUACAACGCCGGAGCAUAUCUACAAGGACACCCAUCUGCAACUCAUGGAUGCUGGAAUGUCGAAUAACCUUCCUAUCUAUCCGCUUUUACGGCCAGGUCGUGAUGUUGACAUUUUGAUAGCCUUUGAUGCAUCCGCUGACAUCAAGACCGAGAAUUGGUUGUCAGUCGCAGAUGGGUAUGCGCGUCAGCGAGGUAUUAAGGGCUGGCCUCUUGGCGUUGGAUGGCCGAAAGAAUCAGUCUCCCCAGAAAGCGCAGUGAAAGAGUUAGAUGAUGCGGAAAACAGCACACAAGCUGAGUCAGAAGCCAAGAUAAAUGAAGCAAAAGAGGAGCAGAUAAAAGAUGCAACAGAGUCUAAAGAGCCCACUGACCUUGGAUAUUGCACUGUCUGGGUAGGCACAACGCAAGAAAGAUCGGCUUCCACUGACGAUGUCCCGUCGAAAGCCGUUCAAGAGGAUUGGGAAUUGAUGAAGCCAGAUGCUGGUAUCGCGGUUGUUUACUUCCCAUACAUGGCCAAUCCCAAAGUGGAGGGUGUGGAUCCAGUCACGAGCGAAUAUAUGAGCACCUGGAAUUUCAUAUACACGCCCGAAGACAUCGAUAAAGUGAUCGCUCUAGCGAGAGCAAACUAUGAAGAAGGACGUGAACAGACCAGACGCUGUGUCCGAGCCGUAUAUGAGCGGAAAAAGAAGAGGAGGCUUGAAGUUGAAAACGCCGCCAGAGAAGCGAGAUGGCGGAGGAAAGUUCGCUUGGGGAUCGUGGGCAAGAAGGGGGAGGGCGAUCAUUUCCACUUGACAUGA